This is a messenger RNA of Cannabis sativa, 1705 nucleotides long. RefSeq lists its product as uncharacterized. Bases 79 to 1056 code for a protein of 325 amino acids. Gene Ontology annotation, molecular function: RNA binding; pseudouridine synthase activity. The transcript has 7 exons. Gene Ontology annotation, biological process: tRNA pseudouridine synthesis. The record is from RefSeq and is a predicted model, not a curated record. Lineage: Eukaryota; Viridiplantae; Streptophyta; Magnoliopsida; Rosales; Cannabaceae.
UAGGGUUUAGCCGGAAAUUACCGAAUAUUUUAUUUAUUUUGGAACCUUGAACAAAGUUGUUUGCUUUUGGUGGAAGAGAUGAGCUAUGCAGUGCCAGUCCUACCCCUUCAUGCUCCUCCAUUCCUUGAUGGGUCUCUAUCUUCUACCUCCCACAACUCAAGCACAGUUGGUGGCGAAAGCUCGGAGGGCUCUAACCGUGUAGAAAUGAAGCCAGCUGUUAAUGGGUAUAAGUGGCGUUUGGUUAUUUCAUACGAAGGAACUAAAUAUGCAGGCUGGCAGUAUCAGGUAUCACCACCGACAGUACAGUGCUUUCUGGAGAAGGCUCUACACUGUGCAACAAAGCUAGAAAGGAAAGAUCUCUGCUUGGUUGGAGCAGGAAGAACAGAUGCAGGAGUUCACGCGUUAGGCCAGGUGGCACACUUUGUGACCCCUUUCAACUAUGGCAGCUUGGAUGGCAUUCAUGCUGCUCUGAACGGUAUUCUUCCUGAUGAUAUCAGAGUUAGAGAGAUUAGCCCCGCAGUGCCUGAAUUCCAUGCCCGGUUUUCAGCAGAAGGCAAGACUUAUCAUUACAAGAUAUAUAAUGAUGCUGUCAUGGACCCAAUGCAGCGCCAUUUUGCUUACCACAGUGCUUGUAAGCUCAAUGCUGAUGUUAUGAGAGAAGCUGCAAAGCAUUUUGUUGGAAUCCACAAUUUCUCUGCUUUUGCUAACACAUCCAACAGCGACAGAGUGCGGAAUCCAGUCAAGAGUAUAUUCAGAUUUGAUGUUGUUGAAAUGGGAGCUCUUUUACAGCUAGAGGUUGAAGGCUCGGGUUUUCUAUAUAGACAAGUCCGGAAUAUGGUUGCUCUACUGCUUCAAGUUGGAAGGGAAGCACUUCCUCCUGAUAUCGUUCCAAGUAUGCUGGCAUCGCAAGAUCGAAGGGAGCUUGCUAAAUAUGUCAUGUUUGCUCCACCUCACGGGCUUUGUCUUGUGAAUGUCAUGUACAAUAAAGAUCAUUUGCGACUUCCACCAGAUUGUCCCACAGGCAGUUUUGGUAAACAUCAUACUAUAACCAAAUAGCUUUUUUCCAAGGGCAGAUUUGUUGCAUAUUUUGGCGAAUAGAACAGGGGAAGAGCAUCAGUGCUCGCUUUGCAACAAUGAAGCUGAAACCUCCAUUCAUCUUCUCAAGUCUUGUCCAAUUGUAAGAGGUACAUGGUUGGGCCACAAAAGUGAGAAAUGAAGCUGAGAAUGACUCAACUAAUUAGGUGGUACUGUGAAAAUGACAAUAAUGUUGACACUAAAGGCUUGCUCUCUUUUUCUGCUUGUAUCUUUGAUUGCAUCUGGACGGCUAGGUACAAUGUGUUGCUGCAUGGAAAAGAGAGACUGAAUGUAGGUAGCAUGAUAACUAGGAUUAAUCUAAGUUAACAGGAAAUUGCAAAGGUCUACAACCCCAACACUUUGGAGGGGUGCUUUGAUUUAUUGUGUGAGCCACCAUCAUUGGAGAGGACAGAUACAACAUUUGUCGAUGCUUAUUUGUUAUUCUGAAAAUUAAUAAAUUGGAACGAAUUAUCGAAUGAUAUUUUUAGUUGAGCCACGGAUUAUGUCGCUCUCUUUAAGAUGUUUUGCGGCUCUACCCGAAGUGUACACUACAGUUUAUCAAUCACGACGUUUCCAGGGUAAAACAUGCUCUGUAUACGAAUUGCUUUGCACCGAACAAUAGCGCUAGAUU